This is a messenger RNA of Cryphonectria parasitica EP155, 1383 nucleotides long. Its product is annotated as cytochrome P450. Gene Ontology annotation, molecular function: monooxygenase activity; heme binding; iron ion binding. The coding region runs from base 1 to 1383 and encodes 460 amino acids. Lineage: Eukaryota; Fungi; Ascomycota; Sordariomycetes; Diaporthales; Cryphonectriaceae. The record is from RefSeq and is a predicted model, not a curated record. The transcript has 6 exons.
AUGCACCGGACAUCCAUGAUAAGAGGCUUGUCGCAAGUGGCACGAGGCGCAUAUUGCGUGUUCCACCACCCACUAGCCAAGUUUCCUGGCCCACGGGUGGCAGCCGUCUCGAACCUCUGGUACGCCUACCACUGGAUGUCCGGUAGAUACCCGUGGGCCAUAGAGGACGCCUUCCGCAAGUACGGCCCCGUCGUGCGCAUUGCACCCAACGAGCUCGUCUUCUACACUCCUCAGGCCUUCACAGAUAUCUAUGCAACGCAACACCGGGGCCUCGAAAGCUUCCCAAAGACAGACUUCCAGGAUCGUGGCAAAGACCUUGGCGGCAUUGCCUGGGAGAAUGAUCCCGUUCGGCAUCGCGAGGUCGCCAAGAAGCUCGCCCCCGCCUUCAGCAGCCGGGCCAUCAGGGCCAUGGAGCCACUAGUCCAUGAGUACAUGGACUACUUUAUCCAGAGGAUGAAGGAUCUCGGUCCUUCUGCUGCGGGCGGCGUGAGCCUCCUUGACUGGACAAACUGGCUGGCUCUAGACCUGGCAGCAGAUCUUGCGUGGGGCCAGAAGAUGCACGAGAUGCGGAAUAUGAAGAGUGCCACCUACCUCGAGGCCCUCCUUGCCUUUAAUUCCUUCGCAACUGUCAUGCAGGUCUUCAAGAAAUUCCCCCUCCUAGUCCUUUUGCAGUACUUUUUCGUUCCUCUGCACAAGUUGGGCGCCUUUGUGGCCAUGGAGACGGCAACACGGCAAGCGACCCUGCGAUGCAUCGAUAUGAUCGGCAAGACGGAGCACCCCGACUUUUUCGACUAUAUCCUGCCUCCGGAUGAGCCGAAACCAACAGAGAAGCGCCAGCUUGUGCAUCUGGGCUCCCUGGGACUGCAGAUGAUGUUUGCCAACUGGGGUCCUAUGGCGGAUUGGUGGUACGGCACGCUGUUGUACCUGCUGGACGAGCCUGCAUGCUACAGCCACCUGGUCAAGGAGAUUAGGGGCAAUAUUUACAGCUAUGAUGACAUCAACCCGACCACCCUGGCAUCGCUCCCGUUCCUUCACGCCUGUCUCGAGGAGACGCUACGCUUGCUUCCCACCAACCUUACAGGACUGCCGCGGUAUAGCCCCGGCGCUGUUGUGGACGGUUAUUUUGUUCCUAAGGGUACCACCGUGCAGAGCAGUAUCUUUACGCUCGCUCGCAGCCCGGAUUACAUUCGUGACCCUCUCUGCUACCGACCACAGCAUGAGCUGAAGAGUCUUCCUUUCUUUAGCCUGGGUCCCCGAGCGUGCCUUGGCCGCGAGAUGGCGUGGAUGCAAGGGAAGCUUUUCCUAGCAAAGGUGCUGUGGGUGUUUGAUGUCGUCAAAGUUACACUGAGGAGAAAGAUAUUAGGUCUAAGGCCAUGUUCAUGA